UAUUACAACUAAUACGUUUAUUUUUUGUAUAACAGAAGAAGGCGAAGGCGAACAAGAUCAAUCGAGAGAAGAAGACUCUUCUCCACCAUUCGGGUUUGAGGCCUUUCUCCUAUAGGAUGGAGGCGCGACGGAAGGAGGGUUCAAAAUUUUCGGAGAUCGACGUCUUUGCUGACGUUUAUGUUCGGCCUGGGAAUGAGUUGACCCAGUCCCUUCAUGCAACUAUGGUGGAGAAGCGACAGGUGGUGCUUCAGAAGUUCGCCUCCCACCUUCCUCUGGACACGCCGAUCAAGUCUGUGGAUCCCCCUGAGGAUGUAGGGUUUCACAUCGUCACUGAGAUGUUGGACCAGACUUUCGAUCGGAGGCCAGGGACAUAUUGUCGGGGGAUGGGAAAUGCUAGGCGUCGAGAGACUGGAGCCUCGUCAUUCGCGCAGUCAAAGACCAAGGUUACGGCUUUGACGUAGGAAGUCGCUGGGGAGUGAGCUGGCAUCGUACAAGUCUCAAAUGUCAAUGCUUGUACAAGCCCUCAGUUCCUCUGGAAUACAUCUCCCCGAUUUUUCUACACCAUCGCCCUCACGGCCCUUCCACACCAAGCAAGCACAGCAAUCAGGCCCGUCAACCUCCG
This is a messenger RNA of Malus domestica (apple), 622 nucleotides long. RefSeq lists its product as uncharacterized. The record is from RefSeq and is a predicted model, not a curated record. NCBI's taxonomy places the organism in Eukaryota, Viridiplantae, Streptophyta, Magnoliopsida, Rosales, Rosaceae.